Messenger RNA from Osmia lignaria (orchard mason bee), 2798 nucleotides. Its product is annotated as facilitated trehalose transporter Tret1. Gene Ontology annotation, biological process: transmembrane transport. Gene Ontology annotation, molecular function: transmembrane transporter activity. NCBI's taxonomy places the organism in Eukaryota, Metazoa, Arthropoda, Insecta, Hymenoptera, Megachilidae. Gene Ontology annotation, cellular component: membrane. The record is from RefSeq and is a predicted model, not a curated record.
AAAGCAGUCGUGUGCCCGAAGGAGGAGGAAAUCGGUAGGUGCACCCGAGUUCUCCACUUUCGGUUUUAGUGAUUCGCUAACCGUUCAACGAACGACUCCUCCGGAUAGAAGCGGAAGAGCCAUUCGGUCUUCCGGUCAUCCUGUACCCAUAUGCCCAGAAGUGAAGAGAUUGAAAUAAAAUUGCUAAAAUGAGGAAAGGUGAAGGUGGCACUUGUGAAAAGUAUUGUUUCAUGACUCAGAUGGUUAUCGAACAGGUGUUCGGUAGAAAUUGAUUCAUUUUUCAAAGAUAUCGUAGUAUUGGGAGACAUAGUACUGGAGGAUCAAAGAAGAGAUUGAUUUUUAAUGAGAAAAAUCUGUUGAAUGAUCUUCAUUGGCAAAUUGAAUAUCAUUGGAGAGGAAGGCUUUGUUUCUUCUUUUGGAGAAAGGAAGACGACUCUGCGAAGGUGAACAGGAACUGCAAGGAUUCGAGGAUACUAGUAAAUAUCCUACAUGGACUGCAGAAGAGACGUGGGAUGGUUUGAAGAAAUUUUAGACGAAUCAAAGAAUUUGGGAAGAGAAAAUAUUGUGCUUGCACAUUUUUGCUAAAUUUUAAGGAAAGAAGAAAAUAUAGUUAAUUGUGCCUUAGUUAAAUUUGAGAAGGAAGAAAAGAAGAAAACUUGAAGAUAUAUAAAAGACAGUUUAAAAUAAUUAUUUCAUCGUGUUUCACUGUUAAAAAGAAGUUUCGGUUUACGAAGAAUGGACGUGUGAGGAAAUUUGUCAAAAAAUUAGCUGAAGACAAUAGAAACAUCCGUACAAAAUGCCGCUGUCUGUGAACAACAACUCGAGUAACGACGAGAAAACGUCGCCAGUCGAGCAAAACGGCAAUUCCGAAAGCUUUUCAAUAUCAAAACUUCGCCAAGCCCUGCCACAAUGCUGCGCAGUUAGCGCCAAGAACCUUCUGAUGAUCACUUUCGGCUCUACCUUGGGGUUCUCCACCAUUUUGAUCCCAGAAUUGCAGAAAGAGAACUCAGAAAUACCAGUUACCACCGAGGAACUGACCUGGAUCAGUAGCCUGAACUUAUUCCUGGUCCCCAUUGGUUGCUUCGUCAGUGGCCCCAUAUCCCAGUACCUAGGUCGAAAGAAGACCAUGAUGUUGACCACCAUCCCGUUCAUAGCAGCAUGGAUCAUUUACUAUUAUGCAACCAGCGCUGGGAUGCUGUUCAUCGCAUUAGCCAUGACGGGAUUGACGGGGGGUUUGCUGGAGGCACCUGUGAUGACCUACGUGGCGGAAGUGACACAGCCUCACCUUCGAGGCAUGCUGUCCGCCACAUCUAGCAUGUCCAUCAUUCUGGGGAUAUUUACGCAGAUGUUAGGUGGUAAGCUGGGUAACUGGAGGACUGUCAGCCUGGUCAACCUGGCUUAUCCACUCAUCUGCUUCGUUGCCCUGUGUCUGGUACCGGAGAGCCCUUAUUGGCUCGCAGCAAAGGGUCGUACAAGAGAAGCAGAGCAGGCCCUCUGCUGGCUGCGAGGUUGGGUCAGUCCAGCCCAGGUGCAGUCAGAGUUCCGAAUUAUUUGUCAGGACGUCCACAAGCCAGCAGAGUCAAAGGAGAAGAUUUGGAAGUCUUUCAGUAAGAGGACCUUCUACAUGCCCUUCUUGCUGGUCACCUGUGCCUUCUUCAUUGGGGCAUUCGGCGGCACGAUUACUCUUCAGACCUUCGCCGUGAUGAUUUUCGUCAAACUGAACGCUCCCAUUGAAGGAUACACCGCUGCAGUGUUCCUUGGUUUAGCCGAGUUGGUAGGAACGCUGAUCUGCGUCCUCGCCAUCCACUUCGUCGGGAAGCGUGUGUUGAACUUCGUGUCCAUCGGUGGCACAGGUCUCAGUUUCUGUCUGGCCGCUAUCUACGGCUAUCUGAAUGAUAGUCAGGUGAUCGACGUGGAGAAGUACACCUGGAUGCCCACCACCUUAAUGAUUGGAGCCGCCUUCCUCUCGCAUGCUGGGAUACGGCUGCUGCCUUGGGUUCUGGCUGGUGAGGUCUUCCCUGUAAAGGUGAGAAGCAGCGCCACAGGAGCGGCAGGUUCCAUGGGCUACAUCUUCACCUCCACAGCCAACAAGGUGUUCCUCUACAUGGUGAAUGGGAUGUCCCUGGCUGGAACGUUCCUUUUCUAUGCACUGAUUAACUUCGUUGGAGGGUGUUUGUUGUAUUUUAUACUGCCAGAAACAGAGGGUAGGACUUUGAAGGAGAUCGAAGAACACUUUGCCGGAGUUCAGAAUUUGAAGAACAGACCCAAUAAAGAGGAGGUACAGUUCAAAGAGAAAUGGGCUGCGACCAAUCCGGCUAUUAUCUACGAUGACAAUGAAAGUAAACUUUGAAUUGGAAUAAUUCAUUUGGGUAAGAAGAUUAACCUUUUGGAUGAUUUUGACAAUUUUGAAGAAAUUGUAAUGAUACUGUUUAGUUCCUUGUUGAAUUUAACCCUCGGACAAUGGAUCACUGCGAUUAGUUUAAUAUAUUUCAUAGGUUUGGGUCGCUAUUGACUCAGCCCCAACCUUUACAGGGUUAAGAGCUUUACGUUAGGUCGAUAAAGAAGGCAUUUUCUAAUCAAUUUCGAAUAACAUUUUUGUAAAUAAGAUUAUACUGCGAUUGUUACUUAUUAUUACAUUAAUGACACUUUACAAUUAUAAUUAUAAAUCAUAUUGAAUAUGCAAUAGCGAUAAGUUUAAUUGUAAAUAAGAAUUCAGGUGUAUUUUGACACUGUGACGUUUGACAAGAAUGUGUUCAUGGCAAGCUUCAAAUUGCUGAAUAAAGCACAAUGUAUUUUAA